Molecule: messenger RNA, 903 nt
Organism: Symbiodinium pilosum
Lineage: Eukaryota; Dinophyceae; Suessiales; Symbiodiniaceae
Source: the annotation of a GenBank genome assembly
UCGUCACAGCUCAAAGAGUCAGGCCCCAGAAAAGCCGACCCCUGUGACGCCAUGCUGGCCUCCAACGCCUUCACCGUGGUCAGCCCAUCCACCAUCGCACCGCAGGUUGGCAUUGCCCAGCACGUGGAGCCCAAGGCCCCAAAGAGCAGCACCGAGAGCAGCGGUGCCUGGCUGUCUGGUACCGGCGCUGCCUUGGCAGCAACCGGCCUUGUUACCGCCUCUGCCCUGCGCCGCAAGGCCCGGGGCCUGCGGGCCAAGAAUGCACCAGUGGCCACCGGUCUCAGCAGCUCCGUCGCGAGCGAGACCUACUUCCGUGAUCAGUUGGUGGCGUGCCGUGCCCAGCUGGAUGGAGUGAACGCCCCGACCCUGGAGGAGACGGACCAGCACGUGCAGGACGUGCAGAAUUUCGCCAAGCAGGCACUGGCAGGAGCAGCAGCAGCCAUGGUCUUCACGUCCUCCAUGGAGUCAGCAGUGGCCUACCCCAUCUUUGCGCAGCAGAAUUAUGCCAACCCCCGCGAGUACACGGGCAAGAUCGUCUGCGCGAACUGCCACCUGGCCUCCAAGCCCAUCGAAGUGAGGAUCCCACAGGCUGUUCUGCCCGACACCAUCUUCAAGACGGAGGUGGAGAUCCCAGCCAAGUACGCCAAGCGCCGCCAGCCAAUUGCGGAUGGUUCCAAGGGACCCAUGAACAUCGGAGCGAUUGCUGUCAUGCCUGAGGGCUGGAAGCUCGCCCCCAAGGAUCGGCUCCCCAAGCCGCUAAAGAAGGAGAUGAAGGGUCUGGCGUGGUCUGCUUACAGCAAGGAGUACCCCAACAUCGUCGUUGCCGGCCCGGUUCCCGGUGAGAGCUACGAGAAGAUGGUGCUGCCAGUGCUGGCCCCUGAUCCCAACACCAACGACAAGGUG